UUCCAGACACCCGCCGGGCGUUGGGAGCCGGUGGCGGCAUGGACGCGGACAGCCUCCUGCUGUCGCUGGAGCUGGCUUCGGGCAGCGGGCAGGGCCUGAGCCCGGACCGUCGGGCCUCGCUGCUCACGUCGCUCCUGCUGGUGAAGCGCGACUACCGCUACGACCGCGUCCUCUUCUGGGGCCGCAUCCUCGGCCUGGUCGCCGACUACUACAUCGCGCAGGGCCUGAGCGAGGACCAGCUGGCCCCGCGCAAGACGCUCUACAGCCUGAACUGCACAGAAUGGAGCCUCUUACCCCCGGCCACAGAGGAGAUGGUGACACAGACAGAUGUGGUGAAGGGCCGCUUCAUGGGGGACCCCUCACAUGAGUAUGAGCACACAGAGCUCCAGAAGGUGACCGAGGGCGAGAAGUCUUUCGAUGAAGAAGUCGUGGUCCAGAUCAAGGAGGAGACCCGCUUGGUGUCUAUCAUUGACCAGAUUGACAGGGCUGUGGCCAUUGUUCCCCGAGGUGCCCUCUUCAAGACCCCUUUUGGGUCUACUCAUGUCAAUCGGACCUUUGAAGGACUCUCCAUGUCUGAGGUCAAGAAGCUCAGUUCCUACUUCCACUUCAGGGAGGCUGUGGACCUGAAGAACAAGACCUUGCUUGAGAAGGCUAACCUGGACCCCUCCCUGGACUUCCUGGAUUCCCUGGAGUAUGACAUCCCCAAAGGGUCUUGGAGCAUCCAGAUGGAGAGGGGCAACGCUCUGGUGGUGCUACGCAGCCUGCUCUGGCCAGGCCUCACCUUCUACCAUGCUCCUCGUACCAAAAACUAUGGCUACAUCUACGUGGGCACCGGGCCUAUUCUGCCUUUCUUCAUUCCCCCCUCCCUCUGGGGUCCAGCUCCGAGAGGUCUACCAGGCCAGGAAACCCAGUCCAAAGCACUGGCCUCUGGAAAACUGGAAUGUGCGACUGCAGGAGACACUAGAACACGACUGCUGGCAACAGCUGGAGGUGACAACCUCCAACCUUCCUUUGAGGAAGACAAAUGAAAUGGACAAAUGUGGGCUACCCGCGGGCCAGGUACCCCAACCCACCUCUUCACAGCCCCCAUGCAAAAGCACCAACUGCCAAUAGAGU
This is a messenger RNA of Dipodomys spectabilis (banner-tailed kangaroo rat), 1116 nucleotides long. It is a transcript of the gene Rsph9, whose product is annotated as radial spoke head component 9. Lineage: Eukaryota; Metazoa; Chordata; Mammalia; Rodentia; Heteromyidae. The record is from RefSeq and is a predicted model, not a curated record. Gene Ontology annotation, cellular component: axoneme. Gene Ontology annotation, biological process: cilium movement involved in cell motility; motile cilium assembly; axoneme assembly. Bases 39 to 1028 code for a protein of 329 amino acids. The transcript has 6 exons.